CAGGACCAAUGACAUUUAUUAUUAUGAUAUGACUUAUUGGAAUGGGGGAUUUGAUAUUGCAGCAUGGUCAAUAGCUACCUUAUCUGCGGUGCAUCUCAUGUUGUGACCACUUAACAAAAUUCCUUACGGAUACGGCUGACAGACCCUCCGGACCUGGAUAUUUGAGUCUCGAUUCUCUCCUCCGCCCCACCCUUUACCUUUCUUUCGCAUACAAACUAUAACGAUAUGAGUGCAUAUAAUCUCAACAGCACCUUACAAACCAUUUCCAAUCGAUUUCAACAAUCUUACGAGAAACUUCCCUCUCCUGUGGUCACCGUGUCGGCUGCCUUGGUAGCUUCAUACUUAGUUCUGAAAUAUGUUAAGAGCUCCCAGAAAAGGUCACCCCAUCUUGUGCCAGUCGUGCCAUACACCUUACCUUUCGUUGGAAAUGGCUUAGAAAUGAAUAGGGACCCUUACGCGUUCAUACAAAGAUGUAAAGAGCAAUAUGGUCCUGUGUUCGAAAUAUACACUUUCGGCCAAAAGUUGAUUGUUGUCACUGGAAAACAGGUCGUAGAGUGCUUUAGAGUAGGCGAAGAAUACCUUGACUUCCAGGAAGGUGUCAAAGAUCUGUUGCCAACCGCGCAUAUUAUAGAUGUGAGCUACAGCAAGAUGAAACAACAAGAUGGCCCACAAUAUCCUAUGAGCAAAAACCCUCUCAUCCGUCUGGUUCGCAAUAACUACAAAUCACAUCAGUUGUCUAUGUUUCAAGAUCGGUUAAUUGAUGCUGUUCAAAAAAGCUUGGAGAAAGAUAUCGUCUUCAAACCAGGAGAGAACUCGACGACAGUAGACGCCAGUACUUUCUUUCAAAAGCUCGUCGCCCGUAUCGGCGUUCAACUCUUUGCUGGAAGGAAAUAUGCCGAUAGCGAACCUUUGAUCCAGGCAUUUGCAGAUUAUGCUCUUAGCAUGUUCAGAGCUGGUAUGGCGCAAAAUGUUUUGCCCACUCCUGUCGCUAACUUCAUCCUCCGUCGCUAUCUUUCUGUUGGAAAAAACAUUGAAACUAUCAUGAAAGAAGUGACUCCUUAUGUCACCAGUAUAAAAGAAGAAGAAGAUCAGUUUGGUCAGUCAAAACCUGACGACUUUAUGCAUAUGAUGCUACAAGUUCCUGGCGCAGAUGACCAUGUUCAAACUCCAGAAGAGACGGCUUUUUGGUUGAAGGAUAUCGCUUUUGCCAGUAUUCACACUACCAGCACCUUUGUCAGCUUCGCUGUUCAUGAUCUCUCCGACCGUCCCGAUAUACAAGAUUUACUUCGAAAGGAAAUCAACGAGACGAUAGAAGAACAUGGAGAAUUAACGCCUGAGCUUACCGUUAAAAUGCCCAUCAUGGAUUCCUUCUUGCGAGAAUCUCUCAGAAUUCAAAGUGACUACGUUGGAUUCCGACAUAAGGCAAUGAAGGAUACAGUAUUGCAAGGCGGCCUUACGAUUCCUAAGGGCGCAACUGUCGGCUUGUCCGUUUAUGAUGCUCAUUUGGACACAGAGAUUCAAGACAUUGGCCCUAACAAUAUCCCUCUGAGUGAAAUAGAUCCUCUUCGAUUUGUUGGUCAACGCUCAAAGAAGAGUACUUCCGUUGGUACGGAUUUCCUUAUUUUUGGCGUUGGAGCUCACUCUUGCCCCGGCCGUUACUUAGCUAGUCAGGAGAUUCGAUACAUUAUUUCUUGUCUUCUCCAACAAUAUGACAUUUCCACCACCACGAAAGACGGGAAUGAUAAAAUUGGUACCAGCUCAACCGUUUAAACUCACUAAGCGAGUGUAAGAUCCCAGAAGGUGUCACGCAUAUUAUAGGAGAAUUCUAUGUAAUUAUUAUACGACUAUAUUUACUAAAUAUUUGAAACGCAAAAUAAGAAAAGGUUACAUCCUUGUACGAUAUAUUCCAUAUUUUCGCUAUGCUUUGAUGAUAUUGACGACUAGCA
Messenger RNA from Umbelopsis ramanniana AG, 1946 nucleotides. RefSeq lists its product as uncharacterized. The coding region runs from base 226 to 1770 and encodes 514 amino acids. Lineage: Eukaryota; Fungi; Mucoromycota; Umbelopsidomycetes; Umbelopsidales; Umbelopsidaceae. The record is from RefSeq and is a predicted model, not a curated record. The transcript is spliced from 3 exons. Gene Ontology annotation, molecular function: heme binding; iron ion binding; monooxygenase activity.